UGUGGCUUUAAUGCCUCUCAGCCAACACUGCUUUUGAUGCACAUUCAAAUAAAUCAAUCGUUAACUAAAAUGACGCCGUUUUCUGUUCGGACGUGUCUCUGAAAAGGCGCUAAAACUCAUUUGGAUGUCCGGUGACGUAUCCGCCGCUCCGCCGUCUCCUUUGGAGGUUGUCAGCUUCAUUGGCAAAACCGUUGGCGCAGGCGCGGCACUGACAGCUGCYGUCUACUUACUCCGCAAAGUCUGCUUGAUAAUGGCGUGGAAAUCCGGAGGAGCCAGCCACGCAGAGCUCGUUAACAAUCUCCGCAAAAAUGGCAUUAUUAAAUCUGACAAGGUGUAUGAAGUCAUGCUGUCCUCAGACAGAGCACAUUACUCCAGGUGUAACCCGUACAUGGACUCGCCGCAGUCAAUAGGCUACCAAGCUACCAUCAGCGCCCCGCACAUGCAUGCCUAUGCACUAGAGCUCCUACACGAUCAGCUGCACGAGGGAGCCAGAGCUCUGGACGUCGGGUCCGGCAGUGGAAUCCUGUCCGUUUGCUUUGCACGAAUGGUAGGCCCUAAAGGGAAAGUCAUAGGAAUCGAUCACAUCAAAGAGCUGGUAGACGAUUCUAUAAACAACGUGAAGAAAGACGACCCCAACUUGAUAACAUCAGGCCGAGUCAAGCUAAUAGUGGGCGACGGGAGGAUGGGUCACCCAGAGGAGGCGCCGUAUGACGCCAUCCAUGUCGGUGCAGCAGCCGCCACCGUCCCCCAAGCUCUCUUGGACCAGUUAAAACCCGGCGGGCGACUGAUUCUCCCGGUCGGCCCGGCUGGAGGCAACCAGAUGCUGGAGCAAUACGACAAGAUGGAAGACGGCAGCACCAAGAUGAAGCCCUUGAUGGGGGUGAUUUAUGUGCCUUUAACAGACAGAGACAAGCAGUGGUCCAGGUGGAAGUGACUUCCUUCUCCCCCUCCUCCCUCUCUCUCCUUCUCACAGUGGCAAAGGGAUGAACUCUGAAUAAGAAGACGAUCCAUAAUCCACCUUUAAGUUUGAAACCUGGGGAAAACUCGGAUGGCAUCAGCAAGCCCUGAUAUUUUGUUUCAAGCAUUAUAAAACGUGCUUCAUUUUUUUUUUUUUUUUUUUUUUUUU
Molecule: messenger RNA, 1126 nt
Organism: Poecilia reticulata (guppy)
Lineage: Eukaryota; Metazoa; Chordata; Actinopteri; Cyprinodontiformes; Poeciliidae
Gene: pcmt1
Product: protein-L-isoaspartate (D-aspartate) O-methyltransferase
Biological process (GO): protein modification process
Cellular component (GO): cytoplasm
Molecular function (GO): protein-L-isoaspartate (D-aspartate) O-methyltransferase activity
Source: RefSeq, a predicted model, not a curated record